CGGGCAUUUUUGUUUGCUACGAUGGCUUUUAGGCUGCUCCUGUUCAUUUCUCUUCUUACAGACAACACAGGGUUCAGUGCUGAUAUCUAUGUGUUUGUGCAGACGGGAGAUUCUGUUCAACUGGAUAUACAGACACAGAAACUACCAGAGUUUGAUAUUUUAUCCUGGAGAGAUGAUAAAUCAGAGAGUAUAGUUAGAUAUAUAAAUGAAUCUAAAACAGUAAAACUUCACUCUUCCUACAAGGACAGAGUGUAUUUCAAUGAUGAAAGCUUCUCUCUCACACUGAAGAACACUCAGAAGACAGACAGUGGACUCUAUACAGCAAAGACAACUGGAUUAUUGAAUAAAGAUAUUGCUGCUUACAGAGUAUCUGUUAUAGAUGAAGUGGAAGCUCCGGUCCUCACUGUAAACUCAAACUGGUCCAGCCCUGACCCCUGUAGCUUUACAUGUAAAGGAACUAACAUUAUCAUCAGCUCCAUCUAUAAUAGUAGCAGCUGUUCUCCAGAAGAAGUGACAUCAGAUAACUACACUUUAAAUCUGAACUGCAGUGAUGACCACAUUAUGUGUAACCAUAGCAACCCAGUGAGCUGGAAGACUGACAGAAAGAAGGCUAAUGAACUCUGCACUGUUAAUCACGAAACACCACAAGCUAUACAAAAUUCACCGUACCCCACAUGGUUUAUCCUCCUUAUUUGCUUAUUGACAACGUGUUUGUUGGCAUCAGUGAUCGGCUGGUGUCUCUACAAGAGAAAAAAAGAUCAUUACUCCCCUGACCAGCAGAAUGAACAAACAGUCUAUGAAAAAGUUGAUAAUAUUAAGAAUAAUAAGCCACAACAAAGUCCACUGGAGAUGUUGGAGAAAACAACGAAUCCCUGCACACUGUAUGAUACUGUAAGAGAACAUGGACCUCCUGAUGUUACGAUGGAAACCAACGAGAUCUCACCCAGUCAUGACUCUGUGAAUCAGAGUGCAACACCAACAGAGAACAGCAAGCCAAAUACACCAGCCACUAUCUACUGUACCAUUCAGAAGCAACCAAAAUCUGAAACUGAUCAAACCAUUUAUGCUGUGGUCAAUAAACAGCAAGCCGAGGAUAAAUCUGUACAUCCAAAACCAGAAUAAAAUAUAAUAAAGCUGAACCCUUA
Molecule: messenger RNA, 1145 nt
Organism: Rhinichthys klamathensis goyatoka
Lineage: Eukaryota; Metazoa; Chordata; Actinopteri; Cypriniformes; Leuciscidae
Product: natural killer cell receptor 2B4
Exons: 7
Coding region: 22-1122 (366 amino acids)
Source: RefSeq, a predicted model, not a curated record